AGCCCUCCCUUCGCCAGAGAGGGACACACACGCAGGAAGAGGCGGGGCCGUGGGCACUGCGUCCACGAGCUAUCUCGCGAGAGCGGUCGAGGGCGGAAGCGCAGUCUGUUCAGGAUGCGGUUCCUGGUUGCCUUGGUCCUGCUGAGCGUCGGUGCAGUGGCGGCCGCUGAGGAUCCCACCAAGUCAGUGGAGCAGUCGCUUGGUGACAGAGAGAGCCAGACAGCCAUCAUAAACACGCCUUCAGAGAGUGGAAACUCUAGGUUGGUGGAAAAGAAGCCGGGUCCCCCAACGGGGCAGCAGCCGGGUCCCCCAACGAGGCAGCAGCCGGGUCCCCCAACGGGGCAGCAGCCGGGUCCCCCAACGGGGCAGCAGCCGGGUCCCCCAACGAGGCAGCAGCCGGGUCCCCCAACGAGGCAGCAGCCGGGUCCCCCAACGGGGCAGCAGCCGGGUCCCCCAACGGGGCAGCAGCCGGGUCCCCCAACGAGGCAGCAGCCGGAACCCCGGGCCGGGCUGGAGCAGCACAGCGAUGCCCAGCCUCACUCUCAAGAGCCAGCUCUUGGCACCUCCUCCGAGAAUGCGAAACCUGACUCGGUGCGACAGGAUCCCGCUGGUGCUGAUGCUAACUCCGUAGAGAAGAACAAACUGACCACGAGUGCCUAUCCUGAUCCUUCGGACAAGGACCACAAGCCCUCAAAGGCAGAAGCCGACACCUCGGACAAGAAGCAGAAGUCCACGAAUGCCAAUCCAGGCACCUCGGAUAAGGAACGGCACUCCACUGCCCCCCCGCAAGAGGGAGGAGGUAAAUCUGCAGAGCCUACUCAAGAUGAGGCGUCCAGGGAGGGUGAGGAAGAUGACCGGGACCCUGAAGAGGGUUCCCCGGUCAAAGAAGAAAAGGGAAUGUCUGGCCCUACUUCCCACGAGAACCGUGACGAUGCCCCUGUGGAUUCCAAGAAUAAGGAUAGCCCGUAUAAGGACAACUUUGGAACAGCCAGUGCAGAAAGCAGCCACUUCUUCGCGUAUUUGGUUACCGCUGCCAUUGUUGUCGCUGCCCUUUAUAUUGCUUAUCAUAACAAGCGGAAGAUUAUUGCUUUUGUACUGGAAGGGAAAAAAUCCAAAGUCACUCGGCGGCCAAAGUCCAAUGACUAUCAGCGUUUGGACCAGAAAGGUCAUCACUGGGGCUUGGUGCCUGCACUAUGAAUCCAUUACUCCUGGAGGCUGUUUUUUUCCCUUUUGUUGCCCUUGUUGUUUAUCGUUAUUGUUGUUGUUAUUGCUGUCAUUGUUGGAUAGGACACAGAUAGAAAUGGAGAGAGGAGGGCAAGACAGAGGGGGAGAGAAAGAUAGACACCUGCAGACUUGCUUCACUGCUUGUGAAGUGACCCCCUGUAGGUAGGUCCCGGGGGCUCACACGGUCCUUGAGCUUUGCGCCAUGUGCGCUUAAUCCACUAUGCUAUUGCCUGGCCCUAGUGAUAGAAUUCUAACCCUCAUAUACCUUGAUGAUGAUUCUCAUUUUCCCUUUCAUGUCAUUUAAAUUUUUAAAAACCAGCCACUUGUUUUUGCAUUGUAACUUGAUACAACACCACUGCCUAUGUAGUAGAAGCUAGCUAGCACUUUGCCCACAUUUAGAAUCAUUUGAGUGUGCCUGCUGUACCUUUGCCCUGGAGGAUUUUUUCAGUCUGCUUCAACCUCAGUGAAGUAAUUUCUUAGACCUGUGCCCCAAAUAAUGUCACCCUUUCCUGUUAAAGUUUUCUGUGUAAGUACUGCACACUAACCAAUUGCGCCACUGGAGCUCCAGAAAUGUAGUUUUCUGAAAGCUUGCUGGGAAGGUUGCGUUUCGCAAUGGCCUUGCUUGAAUAAGAAUCCUGGGAAGAGAUGUUCAAGUUGGAUUUAAUUGUACAUCUAGAGCCAAGACUAAAUCAUAGCUCAUCUGACUCGAGUGUAGUCACAUGGGAAUUUUCUAAGUAUUCCAUUAAGAAGCUCCUCUGUAAAGACAUUGGGUCUGAGCUCAGAGUGCCAACAAAGUCAGCCUCCUCACACACUAUUAUAAUAACUAUUCCUUUAAUUCAGAAGUCUGCUGUUAAAUAAGUGAUUCUGAGAUUGUCCUCCCCAUCGUUUUUGUUUACCCAGUUAGUAGAUGGCCACUGUUUUGCAACAUUUUAUAUUUUUUAGCUUUUUGUAACUUAAUGGCUUAAUUUUAUUUUUUAAAGAUAUGUGGGCUAAUGAUAAGUAUAAUUCAGUAUAUAUACAUUUUCUCUGAAUGCCACCUCAAUGUAGUUUUGUAUCAUUGCACAGAAAAAAAAUAAACUUCAAAUAAUAAAGCUGUGAAAUUCUUAGAA
Messenger RNA from Erinaceus europaeus (western European hedgehog), 2333 nucleotides. RefSeq names its product trans-golgi network protein 2 (gene TGOLN2). The record is from RefSeq and is a predicted model, not a curated record. The transcript is spliced from 4 exons. NCBI's taxonomy places the organism in Eukaryota, Metazoa, Chordata, Mammalia, Eulipotyphla, Erinaceidae. Gene Ontology annotation, cellular component: trans-Golgi network; endosome; trans-Golgi network transport vesicle. Bases 115 to 1197 code for a protein of 360 amino acids.